This is a messenger RNA of Panonychus citri (citrus red mite), 2280 nucleotides long. Its product is annotated as forkhead box protein N4-like. The coding region runs from base 525 to 1844 and encodes 439 amino acids. Gene Ontology annotation, molecular function: DNA-binding transcription factor activity; cis-regulatory region sequence-specific DNA binding. Gene Ontology annotation, biological process: regulation of DNA-templated transcription. The record is from RefSeq and is a predicted model, not a curated record. The transcript has 5 exons. Lineage: Eukaryota; Metazoa; Arthropoda; Arachnida; Trombidiformes; Tetranychidae. Gene Ontology annotation, cellular component: nucleus.
UAAUCAGAUGAUGUGAUUAUGAUCACAUGAGAUUAGUAAGCAAAUCAUUAAGAGCGAAAGUGUUUUAAUUACAAGUUAUGCCUCCAACUGAUUCCAGUUAAUGAAUAAUCGUUUAUAGUUAAUCAUUAUGAUCGCUGGUUAAUUGUCCGCUUGGACAUUGUAGUCCUAAUUGUCUCCCUCUCUCCCUCUCUAUCUCUAUGUGUGUGUCUUCAUCUUUAUCUCUUCAUCUCUUAAUCUCUUUCACUCUCUCUCCCUCUGUGUCUCUCUCAUUCUUUGUCUCUCUCUCUCUCUCUCUCUCUCUCUCUGUCCUUUUAUCAAAUUACUAAUUUAACAGAAUAGCAACUUGAUUUUAGUGUUAACUAUUUAAUCAUCUAGAAAAGACAAGGUGUCAUCAUCCUCAUCAUCUAAAGUCUAAUCAUCAGGUUUUCACUUUCAUGGUGAAUUAAUCGAUCACCAAUCAUCUUCAUCUCAUCAUUUUUCUUCAUCUUUUCUUAUUUGUUACUCUUUGUUUUCUUUUUGGCUCAAUGGAAACGAGAUAUUAUGAUCACAAAAUGAUGAUGGAUAUGAAAUCGUCCCGGCGAUCGCUUUCUGACAUUUUAGCGUCAGCUGACAACGAACCAUUUAGACCUUUCUAUUUACCGGUUAAUAGGUAUUAUAAUUGUUACUGUGAUAGUUGUUCAAUGGACAAAGGUUACGAUAAGUUCAUCAAUUCAUCUGAUCGUGUUCCUGAUUCACCGUUUAUGUUUCAACUUAGUUCAUCAACAUUAUUAUCUCAAGCUUCAUCUCCCUCACCAAUGGAUCAAGUUUUACCUGUGAAGGUUGAUAAUUUUGACCAACUUGAUGACCAUUAUUUUGAAAAUUGUGGCUUGUUUAAUGAUUUUACUCUUGAAUCAGAGUUUAUUGUCGAUGGUGGUGAUGAGAAUGAAAUCAACGAAAAUGUCAAAGAAAAUAUAUCCGUUGAAAGUUUACUUCUAAAUGGUUUAACCUGUUCUCAAUUGUCAAAGGAUGGAGGUGAUUCCUUGAUUCGUUCACAAUCUUUAUCUCAAUCCCAGAGAUCUCAAAAUUCACUGCAAAAAUCUCAAGAAAAUUCAAAUGUUCUUCAGGUAAAAUCUUUGGACAAUUCAAUUCUAUCCAGUAGCUAUGAAAACUAUUCACAGCCUUUGGUCAUCGCUUCUCAAAGUUCCUAUCAUGGGCCAUCUUCAUUUUACAAUUCAUCAUCAAAUUAUACAUCUAAUUUGACACAAUCGGAUUCACAACUUUCCCAACAAAGUCAAGAAGGUAAUUGUUGCCGAAAACAUAAAAAGUAUUUUGAAAAAUUGGCCAAUAAACCAGAGAAACGGAUUGACCCUGAUUUCGCUCUUGAUGUUGAUUCUUUAUACACAUCAACUCAUAAUGGUUACCUGAAGCCUCCGUUCUCACAUAAUAUGUUAUGUGCCUUAGCGAUUUACAGUGAGCCCACCCGACAACAAGAAGUUUCCGGUGUCUACAAGUUCCUCAUGGAAUGUUUUCCAUAUUUUCAAGAUGCUGGUCAACAUUGGAAAAACUCAUUGAGACACAGUUUAGCUACUUGUGAUUGGUUUGAAAAAUCUGAUCAUCCGAGAACCGCCAAGAAAGGUUACAAAUACACCGUUGCCGCGAAUCGGAUGAAUUGCUUGAAAUGUGAGAUAAAGAAACAAUGUAUCACCGAUAUAACCAAACUUCAUUAUCGACUCUCAGGACUCUAUGUUUGUGAUUACCUGAUUAACAUGGGACUUUUGGCUUUGAAUCAACAUAAAAUGGCUGAACUUCAACAGGCAAUCAGACUUAAUGAUAACUAUCAUUUAUCAUCAUCAAAUGAAAAUUAACUGGUGACAAUUAUCACACACAAAAUUUAUCUCUUUUACCAUCGAAUAUAUUUUUUAUUAUAAUCGCAACAAUCAUAUCUCACCAUCGUCAUCAUCAUACAAAAGUCGGAAUAAUUUCCUAUAUAACUCACCUAUUUCUCUCUCUCUCUCUCAUCAAAUAUUAUCAACACAAAUCUAUUCUUUUUUUCUAGAUUAUCCUCUAUUCUAGAGAAAUCAAAUUUACUUUUUUUCUAAUCACUCAACCCCAAAGAUCCAUCACCAAUCUCAUAUAUGCAUAUACGACUGGAAACGCUAUACAGUAGCUUGUGUUUUUUAAGCCAACAGUUAAUCCCUUUUUGUUAAUCUUUUGUUUUCUUCCAAAAUAAUUAUUUCCCUUUGUUGCAAUUAAUCAUUUCCACUGCUGAAGAAAAAAAAACCAAUAUAUUUCAUCAACUGA